UCUGGGCUGCCUUUUGGGUUUGUAAUCUCUCCAUACGUAGACUUGCAGACCCCGUUGCGAUACAGGUAUCAACCGCUGUCCGGCAUGAGCUUGUGAGAACUCUGAAUUCUUGGCACAGGUUAAAUACUCGGGACUGUUGUGUGACAACAGGUGCUGUUGUCAUCUACAGACUCCGACAUGCGUUUCAAACACCAAGUGUGACCGCUAAGCUUCUUCUCAGUUUCUGCUGCACGCCGUAACAUUAUCAUCUAUUCAUCUCUUUUCACUAUAAUCUGCUCACUGUUUUACAAAAGUUCAUGGGUAUGCAGUCAGAUGUGGUUUAGCAAGUGAGGAAUGGCCUGGGUUGAAAAGGACCACAAUGAUCAUCGAGUUUCAAUCCCCCCGCUAUGUACAGGGUUGCCAUUCUCACUAUCACCAAGGAAGAAAAGACUGCGAUGCCAAAUAUAAUUCCAGACAACCUAAAGCUUCUCUAAAGCAAACUUAACAAGAAUUUCCAUGUCAGACUUUGAAAAAAAAAAAGCGCAGUUUACUGUUGCAGAAUUUGGCCUUGUUUUUAAAAAGCUCUAUAACUAAUCUGUUAGAUGACUCUCUAUUGUAAGUGUCUGAUUACUUACAAGGCAAUUUAGCCUAACAGCUGGAUUACACACUGAAAUAAAAGUCAUGGUUAGUUAUUUUCCCUGUUUGUACUUUGGAAAUAUCACCUGACACCCCAAACAAUUUUAACAAUAGUUUAUUUAGAUGGCAGUUUUCAGCUGAGCUAAAACAUUAAUGCAGAAAGCACUGACCUUUCAGAGACUGCUUACUUUGACUGGACCCAGUGAAUAGAAUAGAAUCACUCAGUUCUCAAACACAGCCAGUUGUGUCAUCUCUUCUGGAGGAGAGGCUUCAGUUUUCAGUCCUGGUGAAAGUCACUUUUUCAGGAUACAAAAGGAAACAACACUGGAAAAAUCUGUGGCUUACCUGCACUUUGGGUUGCUUUCACAGCUACUUGGAGAAUCACUCAUUCAGUGCUAGAGCUCACUGGGCAGUAAUUCUCAAGCCACAAAGUGUAUGAAGAUAAAGCCAUUAAACCUGGGGUUAUGACAUACAGCUUAGUUGAGCUGUGAGGUCGUGCCUCAAAAACUUGAAAUAUGACUAACAACCAAGUUACUGAUGAACAGCUUUCUGCUAACGGCAAGCUUGAGUGUAGUUCAGCAUUUUCUAUGUCUUAAUCUACUAGUUUAUGAUGUGGCAACAUAAUAAAUAAAUAUAAAACUAUAAACUGAAAAGCGUCAACUUAAAAGCAGUGAUACACAUUAUCGACAAAAAAGUAUUUUAUCACUAGAAAAUGUUUAACCAUACCUGAAGUUCUGUCACUUGAUCCCCUAAACAAAUCAUGAAUUUUCAUGAAAGAUGGAUAUAAAUCAGAUUGUAAGGGUUUCACAUAGCUGUUCUGCAUGAAGCUUCUUAAUUUAUGUUAUGCAAGAGAUCAGAUUGGGUGACUGUAACUGUCUUUUCUCUGUAAAAAAAAAACAGCCAAAAAAGCCUUACUUAAUACUCUGGGUACUUAUUGAAGCACAAUAUGCUUUGGAAGAGGUGAAUGUGACUGUAUAAAUAGGGUUGUCCAAUACCCAACAUAAUUGUAUCUUCUUUCCCCCUUUUGAGUUAGGACAAUUUUCAGUGUGUUAACAGCAGCAGCAAUUAGGUCAAGCAUUUCAGAGACCAGAAGUUCUCACUUCCACCUCGGUGCUUCCCAAAGGGUGUUACAAAACCACCCCCUAGGAAGUUAAGGAUACACUGUGUGAUAUUUAUGCAUGCACGACUGCCACUGCAGCUCCUCUAGCCGAGCAGGGGGCACUGCCUGUGCUGUUCAUGAUACCUGGCACUCAGCACCAGCAAAGCUGCCCCCCUGGGUUAUCCCCAGCUGCACAGUGGCUGUGCACCUACCCAAAGGGCUGCAACAAUGGCUCUGGGCCCACUGGAGGUGGCAGGCAAGGACAGAAAGCAAAAGGUGGAAAGAGGGUAAUGUAGAGGCAAGUAAAGGCCUGAAGAUGUGGCACUAUGCUUGCUUCCUCUCCCAGCUAUCAGGGUGAUUACUGAGCCCCAGUUAACAGAUUCAGCUAAUGAAAAAUGCAUAGGUACACAAAUGGGUUUGAUGAUUCUUUCCUUAAUUGCAUGGAGAAUGAGUUGAUAAGGCAGUUAGGCUGUAACUGCUACUGAAGGAGCACCUGGGAGUGUUCUGACACAUGAAGGAACAUGUCAUGCUCUAAACAAUGCCUAAGCAGUUAAGCAAAUACAUUAAGAAGAGCUAAGAAGUAUACUUUAAGCUGUAUUUUAGUGUUUUGUUUUGUUUUUAUUCAUUUAGUAGAAUUGCUGUCAAAUUAAAUUGCAUGUAACAUUUUUCCACUGCAGAGUGAGUGAGCUGUAACACUGUCACUAGCAGGAAAUAGCUGACAGCUUUGUUCUCAUAUGACUGCAGCAUAUCAUGGACAGAGUGCUGCCCCCAUAGCAGCACGGCUGCAUCCACACGUUAUGUUCUGAGCUGCAUUCCAUGAUGUUGAGAGGAGUUGCUCACAGUGCAAAAGACACAGUUACAUUUCUGUUGGCAAGAUGUCACUGCAGUAGCCCUGCGUUGAAUUUUUUGCCCUUACGGCCUGAGGUGACAAACAGAAGCUUCUUAACCCAUUCAACGUACACAACUGAUACAAAGCCUAGAGAGGAAAACAAAAAAACCAUUGAGGACCUCCACAGACUGUCAGUUGAUAUUAAGAAAAUACGCAGAGGAAAGGAAUGGGUCCUUCUCCAGGAGGUGGCUUACGUCCCAGACAUCGCCAGAAUUCUACAAGAAAUGGGUGCAGAUGAGCCUGCUAUAGCCAGCAUCUUGGAACGCUGCCCAGAGGCCGUGCUGCGUAGUCCUGCAGAGGUGAACUCUCAAAGAGCUCUGUGGCAACUGGUAUGCCAGAAGGAAGACCAGCUGAUUAAAUUAAUAGAGCAGUUUCCAGAUUCUUUCUUCACUACUGGGUAUCACGAGAACCAGAAAGCAAAUAUUCUGUUUUUUCAGGAACUGGGACUUAAAAAUAAUAUAAUCACCAGGUUCUUGACGAGCGCACCCAAUAUCUUCCACAAUCCAGCUGAGAAAAACAAACACGUGAUAGAGACGUUACAGAGAAAUUACUUAAGCUUAGGAGGUUCUGAUGCAAAUAUGAAGAUCUGGAUACUGAAGUUACUGAGCCAAAAUCCAUUUAUUUUGUUAAGUACCUCCUCGGCAAUUCAGGAAAACUUAGAAUUUCUACAGAAGAGUGAUUUCACCGACCACGAAGUCCUACAGCUGCUGUCCAAACUUAAAGGUUUCAUUUUUCAGCUUACACCUUCCACUAUGCAGAAGAGCAUGCUUUUCUCCAAAAAUGUCUUUAAGUGCAGCGAUCAAGAAUUCAAACGACUGGUGCUGAAAUGCCCAGCCCUUCUCUACUAUUCUGUUCCAAUUCUGGAAGAAAGACUUGAGGGACUGCUGAAGGAAGGAAUUUCUAUAGCGCAGAUUAGAGAGACACCAAUGGUGCUGGAGUUGACAACACAAAUUGUUCAGUACAGGAUUAAAAAACUCUCUGCUUUGGGAUACAAUAUAAAGAGUGGAAAUCUAGAAAACUUGAAUGGUACUAAGAAAGACUUUGAAGCAAAUUAUGGUAAGAUACAAUCAAAGAAGGAGAGACCGAUGUUUAAUCCUGUUGCUCCUCUGAACAUUGAAGAUUAAUUUGAAAACUGUACUUAAAAUUAUGCAAUAGAGAAUGAUCAAAGAGAAAAGUUUUGGUUCUUUGAUAGGAGUUGAAGCAAAAAUCAUCUUAACCAGGUUGUAGCCUUACGCUGUCCUUUGUCGUGGAGCAGGCUUUAUGCACAACUUCAUUAUAAAAUUGCAGCUUUUUAAUACUGGUUAUGGGAAAGGUUGAUUAAUCCUUUACAUAAGGAUUAUUUUUUUUUCCCCCAGGGAGCAUCUUACAUAUCUUUUUGGUUCUGAUUUCCUUAUCUGCCUGGCCUCUAGCUUCUGUGGCUUUUCAGCUCCAUCUCUGCACUGUCUGUGGUAGUGCUUAGCGUAAUCUUUAUCUGAGAAAGAAAAGGAGGAUUAUUUUGCCAGUAAUAUGAAUCCACCCACUGGUCCACUGCCUUUGGAGAUGUAUAUCAAGUUCCAUUCCUUUCUGCUGCAGGAAGUGGCUACAGCUCCUGCAUCCUGAAUUGAAGAAUUGAAGCAGAUGUGACUUGUGGGUGGCAGGACCCAGCUACAGCAUAGUCCGAAAACAGGCAGAAUACAGCAUUUGUAUUUAGCAGCUGCUAUGGUAAUACCCUAGUGUGUUCAUUUACAAACCAUACCACAAAGAAACUAUAAGACAACCUCCUUGAAAUUUCCAUGACUAUAGAAACUGACUCCUUUUGCAAAAGGAUGGGGGGCAGAAGGAAAUACAUUUAUUGCUGUUACAUGGUUGUUCAUUUCUUCUUUUCUAGCAAGGCAUGGGGAGAGAAAAGGCUACAGAGUGACUUAAACGAGUCUCACAUGACUGAAAGAGAAAGGGAAAAGUCCCAUUUCUGUAUGGGUAUAACAGAACUAGAGCCUGAGCAUACUGGUGAUUUAAAGUGACCAUCAGAUUUGCAAAUAGCUGCCAUAGUUUCUAAGUAUAUGGGUGAUGGUUUCUCAUGUAUCACUGUAAUUGUUGACAAGUGCUAGCUUUUGAAAUAGUACCUGUCCUAUAGUGUUUAAAUCCUUGGGGGAUUUUUAUUUAUUUUCAUUUAUGGGCUGUGAAUAAUAAUUAAAAAAUAGUAGCAGCAUUAAAGUUCCUCUCAAUAAAAUUAGAAUCAGCAAUAUUACACGUAAAAAAUAAAGGCAGACUUGCUUAAGCAGCUGUUCUAUACAGAUUCCCCUUUAGCAUCAAGAGCUAAACCAACCACACCCCCACGCCAGGCCAUCCAAAUCCAGGGUUCCUUCUCUUGAAGAGGAGCUUUAAAACACAGAAGAACAGUGGUAUUGAAUUACUUAUCUAGAAAGUGAGCUGCAAGGUGAUGCCACACAGCGUGCCACAUUGACUACUGCAAAAUCUGGUCAAAGCCGUGACGGGAUGCCAGCAGGUCGUGGAGGUGAGCACCCUGUGGCCAGAGCACAUGUGGUGGCAGCCAGAACUCAAGUGACACCACCACCAGGCACCACAGAUGUUCACCUGCCUUACUAAGCCAUUUCUUGGCUGACUCUUCGAAACACACAGUUGAUUUAUAGGAGGGAGCAGAGACAGCCAUAUGGAAAGAUUGCAGCAGCUAGCCUUUGUCACUGUUUGACUGUCCUCCAGCACUCAGCUUUUACUGUGAUCACCAUAUUUCGAUUCAAAAGCCUCCAUCCCUCAGACACAAGGGGGCAUUUCAGCUCUUUGGAGGUAUUCAUAAUACCAUCUACUGUAAUGCUGAGCCCAAGAAACAAGCAGUCAUUCAGGAUGAAAAGAAAACUGAGACAUAAGAGAAUGUUUUCCAUAAAAAAAUUUAGCAUUUCCA
This is a messenger RNA of Centrocercus urophasianus (Greater sage-grouse), 5502 nucleotides long. RefSeq names its product mitochondrial transcription termination factor 2 (gene MTERF2). Gene Ontology annotation, biological process: termination of mitochondrial transcription; regulation of DNA-templated transcription. The record is from RefSeq and is a predicted model, not a curated record. The transcript has 2 exons. Gene Ontology annotation, cellular component: mitochondrial matrix. Gene Ontology annotation, molecular function: double-stranded DNA binding. The coding region runs from base 2531 to 3727 and encodes 398 amino acids. NCBI's taxonomy places the organism in Eukaryota, Metazoa, Chordata, Aves, Galliformes, Phasianidae.